CCUUGAACGCGUCACUCUGAUCACCCGAUUACGCUGCCGCAGACCUGCACUUCAUCCAAAUCAAUGGCUCCACUACAAGUACACGUUAAACACGCAGGAAAAACUCUCGAUGUUGACCUAGAGACAUCACUUCCACCUGCCGCGUUCAAAGAUGCGAUUUAUCAGGUCACGGGCGUGCCGCCGGAGCGUAUGAAAGUUAUGAUCAAGGGUGGCGUGCUCAAGGAUGAUACGGAUUGGAAAAAGGUGGCUCCUAAAGCGGGACAGACGUUCAUGGUUAUUGGCGCUGCGGGCGAGCUCCCGAAGCCACCUGAAAAACCGAUUGUUUUUCUUGAGGACAUGGACGAGUCGGAAAUUGCAGAAGCCGUACGUUUGUUUUAUUUGCGCUCGUGUGGAUUACUCAGGGUUUUGUUCUUGCAGCUCUCUUUACCAGUUGGAUUGAAAAAUCUCGGAAAUACCUGCUACAUGAACGCCACCGUCCAAGCGAUGCGUGCAAUACCCGAACUUCAGACAGCUCUUUCAACGUCACCGCAUUUGGAUGUCCUACCUCGUGCGCUGAGAGACUUGUACAGCGACAUGUCUCGUACGACGGAGGGAUACAUUCCUAACACGUUUUUGAGCGUGUUGCGUCAGAUUGUGCCUCAGUUCGGGGAGGUUGAUAGAUCGGGCAAGAAUGGAAUCUUAGGGGGGUUCGCGCAGCAAGACGCUGAGGAGUGUUGGACACAGCUUGCGAAUGGCUUGAAAGAGGUUCCUGGGAUUGAUGCUACGGGUAAUACAGUAGCGGGGGGGAGGAGAUUCGUCGAUCAGUUUAUGAUGGCAGAGAUACGCAGAGAAUUGAAAUGUGACGAAGCGCCUGAAGAGCCUAGCACUGUCACGAUAGAGAAGGUGCUGAAAGUCGAGUGCAAUAUUUCGGCGACAACGAAUUAUAUGCAUACUGGUAUCAAGGAUGCACUGAACUCUCAAUUGGAUAAGAACUCUCCUUCGCUUGGACGUCAAGCAGUUUACAGUCAGACAUCGCGUCUCUCGCGUCUACCCAGUUACCUGACGGUGCACAUGGUUCGUUUUGCAUGGAGACGCGAUAUCGGAAAGAAGGCCAAGAUCAUGCGCAAAGUGAAGUUUGCGUCAGAGUUUGAUGCGUUGGAAAUAGUGACCGAUGAACUGAAAUCGAAGCUCACGCCGGUGUCCAGCCGCCUAAAGUCUAUUGAGAAAGAGCGUGCCGAGCGGCGGAAGGUGCGUAAACGGACGAAAGUGGCGCAGGAGGCGUCGUCGUCAUCUAGGCCCGCAGAGGAGAGUGCGGAUGUUGAAAUGGCGCCUACGAGUGAGGUGGUGCCGGGGGACCUGGAGGAGGAGAGCAUAUAUCGUGCGCGGGAACUGCAGGAGCUGGAGGGAUUGGCCGAUGCUGACCUGAAGAAUGAUUUUGGAUGCAGCGUGACUGGGUUGUAUGAUCUUGUUGCCAUCGUUACGCACAAGGGAGCAGAUGCUGAUGCGGGGCAUUAUAUCGGUUUCGUGAAGAAGAGCGUAUUCCAUGCAAAGUCAGGUGAUGGACGUGCGUUUGAUGAAGACGAUGAAGAUUGGUACAAAUUUGAUGAUGACAAGGUAUCGGUGUUUCCCAAGGAGAAGCUGGGGACGAUUGAUGGAGGAGGGGAGGACGCAUCUGCCUAUGUGCUUUUGUACAGGAGUAAGCCGUUAGCAUAGUGUUCGAUAAAUGACGGGCUGUAGGUAUAAUGCAAGAAUACAAUGAAUCUAAG
Messenger RNA from Suillus plorans, 1745 nucleotides. RefSeq lists its product as uncharacterized. Bases 64 to 1692 code for a protein of 542 amino acids. Gene Ontology annotation, molecular function: proteasome binding; protein binding; cysteine-type deubiquitinase activity. The record is from RefSeq and is a predicted model, not a curated record. Gene Ontology annotation, biological process: regulation of proteasomal protein catabolic process; proteasome-mediated ubiquitin-dependent protein catabolic process; protein deubiquitination. The transcript is spliced from 11 exons. NCBI's taxonomy places the organism in Eukaryota, Fungi, Basidiomycota, Agaricomycetes, Boletales, Suillaceae.